AUGAUUCCUCCGAGCAGCACGACUGAAGUCAGCGUGGAUGGUGUGGAGAAACAGAAUGAAGUGGAGCAGCCCCCCUCUCCAGCAUCAACUACCAGCCAGGAAUCAAAGCUGCAGAAACUGAAACGAUCACUCUCCUUCAAGACCAAAAGCUUGCGGAGUAAAAGCGCUGACAAUUUCUUCCAGAGGACUAAUAGCGAUGUGAAACUGCAGGUAGACUUGAUGCCUGAGGUGAGCACAAGCACUGGGCAGCUCCCCAGCUCAGAGAGCCAGGCGUCCUCCCCCACGAGAGCCCAGCAGCUGCCAGAAAACAGCAAGGCUCACAUCUUCCAGGAGCACAUCUUCAAAAAACCCACCUUCUGCGAUGUCUGCAACCACAUGAUUGUUGGGACAAAUGCUAAGCAUGGCCUGCGCUGUAAGGCUUGUAAGAUGAGCAUCCACCACAAGUGUGCAGACAGUAUUGGACAACAGCGUUGCAUGGGCAAGCUGCCAAAGGGAUUUCGACGGUACUACAGCUCACCACUACUCAUUCAUGAACAGUUUGGCUGCAUCAAAGAAGUGAUGCCUAUUGCCUGUGGAAAUAAGGUUGACCCUGUGUAUGAAACUCUCCGCUUUGGGACCUCCUUAGCCCAGAAAACCAAAAAGGGCAGUUCUGGAAGUGGGUCUGACUCUCCCAACAGAAACUCUACAGCUGACCUGGCAGAAGUUCCUGAGGAAGGUGAUAGCUCUGCAGGCACCCUUGACAUAAGCAGGAAACGCAGCAACAGCGUGUUUACAUACUCCGAAAAUGGCACAGAACACUUUGGAGAAGAACCAAAAAGUACACAUUCCCCGGGACCAUUUUAUAAAAGCAUGUUACAAAUGAACACCUAUGUUGCCUUGUACAAAUUUGUACCACAAGAAAAUGAAGACCUGGAGAUGAGGCCAGGGGAUAUGAUCACUCUUCUGGAAGACUCCAAUGAAGACUGGUGGAAGGGGAAAAUUGAUGAUAGAACUGGAUUUUUUCCUGCUAACUUCGUUCAAAGAGUGCAACAUGAUGAGAAGAUUUACAGGUGCAUCAGGACAUUCAUUGGCUGCAAGGAACAGGGACAGAUAACUCUGAAAGAGAACCAGAUUUGUGUGACUUCUGAAAAGGAACACGAUGGCUUUAUCAAAGUAUACAGCGGGAAGAAGAAAGGCUUUGUCCCCAUAGACGUCUUAGAAAACAUCUGA
Molecule: messenger RNA, 1209 nt
Organism: Haliaeetus leucocephalus (bald eagle)
Lineage: Eukaryota; Metazoa; Chordata; Aves; Accipitriformes; Accipitridae
Gene: STAC
Product: SH3 and cysteine rich domain
Exons: 11
Coding region: 1-1209 (402 amino acids)
Biological process (GO): positive regulation of voltage-gated calcium channel activity; skeletal muscle contraction; positive regulation of protein localization to plasma membrane
Cellular component (GO): extrinsic component of cytoplasmic side of plasma membrane
Molecular function (GO): transmembrane transporter binding
Source: RefSeq, a predicted model, not a curated record